Henningerozyma blattae CBS 6284 is the source of this 993-nucleotide messenger RNA. It is a transcript of the gene CDC34, whose product is annotated as SCF E2 ubiquitin-protein ligase catalytic subunit CDC34. The coding region runs from base 1 to 993 and encodes 330 amino acids. NCBI's taxonomy places the organism in Eukaryota, Fungi, Ascomycota, Saccharomycetes, Saccharomycetales, Saccharomycetaceae. The record is from RefSeq and is a predicted model, not a curated record. The transcript has a single exon. Gene Ontology annotation, biological process: proteasome-mediated ubiquitin-dependent protein catabolic process; protein polyubiquitination. Gene Ontology annotation, molecular function: ubiquitin conjugating enzyme activity.
AUGAACGGUCAUAAAUCCAGUGCUGCAAAUUUAUUACUACGCCAAUACCGAGAAUUAACAGAUCCUCGUAAGGCCAUCCCAUCCUUCCAUAUUGAAUUAGAAGAUGAAUCCAACCUAUUCAUUUGGAACAUCGGUGUUAUGGUACUAAACGAGGAUUCUAUCUAUCAUGGUGGUUACUUCAAAUCACAAAUGAGGUUCCCUGAAGAUUUUCCAUUUUCUCCUCCACAAUUCCGUUUCACCCCAGCAAUCUAUCAUCCAAACGUUUAUCGUGAUGGUAGAUUAUGUAUCUCAAUCCUACAUCAGUCAGGUGAUCCAACCACUGAUGAGCCUGAUGCUGAAACUUGGUCUCCUGUGCAAACCGUUGAAAGUGUUUUAAUUUCAAUCGUUUCUUUAUUGGAGGAUCCAAACAUUUCUUCACCAGCUAACGUUGAUGCUGCUGUAGAUUAUAGAAAAAACCCUGAACAAUAUAAACAAAGAAUUAAAAUGGAGGUAGAAAGAUCAAAACAAGAUAUCCCAGAAGGGUUUAUAAUGCCAACCUAUGAAACUGCUUACCUAUCAAACAGUAAUAAUAAUAACAACGACCAAAACGGUUCUCGAUCUACAAAUAGUAAUAACAAUGGCGCCAUUGGAGAUGAUAAUGAUAUAACUAGCAACAAUAAUCGUAAUAAUACAAAUAAUAACAACAACAAUAAUAAUAAUAGGGACAUAGCAGAUAACUUCUGGUAUGAUUCAGAUAUGGAUGACGAUAUGGGAAUAGUAAUGGGUGAAGGUGAUGAUUAUAUACAGUUUGAUGAAGAAGAAGAUGAAGAAGAUGGUGAUGCUCAAUAUGAUUAUGAUGAAGAAGAUAGCAUUGAAUUUGAAGAUGACGAUCAAGACGACGACGAAAGUAUGGAUAAUGAUUCCGUAAUGGAUAGAAAGCAACCACGCAAACCAGCUGCUGAUGACGAAGAUGUAGAAGAAAUUCAGGAAGUUGAAAAAUUAGGAAAGAAAUAA